Molecule: messenger RNA, 3890 nt
Organism: Carassius auratus (goldfish)
Lineage: Eukaryota; Metazoa; Chordata; Actinopteri; Cypriniformes; Cyprinidae
Product: max-binding protein MNT-like
Exons: 6
Coding region: 213-1970 (585 amino acids)
Biological process (GO): regulation of transcription by RNA polymerase II
Molecular function (GO): protein dimerization activity; DNA-binding transcription factor activity, RNA polymerase II-specific; RNA polymerase II cis-regulatory region sequence-specific DNA binding
Source: RefSeq, a predicted model, not a curated record
UAUGCUUUUCGACUUGUUGUGUUUUCUGUUACUCCAAUCGCCAUCUUGUUGCCAGUGAAGUAAUGUGUUUCUGAUGAAUUUCGGGAGCGCCCUGGAUGUCUUAUGACUGUCUUUGGAAGCCAGUGGAUUAUAUUGUGAUUUAACCCACCACAUAUAUCCGUACCGGGGGCUUGCACACAUUUUAACGGGAACGUAUUGUAUCGGUGUUGAAAAUGAGUAUCGAUACUCUAUUGGAAGCGGCCAGGUAUUUGGAGUGGCAAGCCCAGCAACAACAGAUUACACGUGAGGAGGAGGAGCGGCGGCGAGAGAAGGCCUUGCUGACCCGUGAGGUGGAGCAGAAGCUCUCCGCCCCAAUUAUCCAGUCUGUCCAAGUUAACCAUGUGACCUGGGCCGACAACAUGCGGCUCGAGCCACACUGCCACCACCAGCACCACCCGCCGGUCCCGCCCCCUCCCCUCCCACCACCUGUUCCCAUAGCUGUCAUUCCUAUCCCAGUGGUCCCUGCCAACCCUGCGGCCCCUCCCAUUCAAUCCGCGUCGUCCCUUCACACAGUCUCCCCUAUGCCAGUGGUCACAUCCUUGACCACAGCCCUGUGCCCACCAGCAGUCCCCCUCCUCAGCCCCAAUGGCAAGGAUGCCCUCUCCCCUCCACAGCAGCAACACCAUCACUUGAUCGCACAUGUGAAAGCAGAAGCUAACAGCUUGCCCCUGUCGAAUAACAGUCCCAAGCAGCAACCGCAGCCGCAGACACAACAGACACAGGCACUUUUGCAACCGUAUCAAGCCCCCAUCAUCACAGCCCAGCCUUCACCACAUCAACACACCCUCCUGCCCCAGCCAGCUCUACCCCAACCUCAGCCCACACCGGCCCAGGGUCAGGAAGGUCAACAGCCCAGACAUAACGGAGCUGCUGUGGAAGAGUCACGCAGCCUGGAUGGGAAGAGGAGACCUGGAGGAGCUGGAACUCGAGAAGUUCACAACAAGCUGGAAAAGAACAGGCGAGCACAUCUGAAAGAAUGCUUUGAGACCCUCAAGAGGAACGUUCCUAAUGUGGAUGAAAAGAAAACUUCCAAUCUGAGUGUCUUGAGGAGUGCGCUCCGCUACAUCCAGACUUUGAAGCGGAAAGAAAAGGAGUACGAGCAUGAGAUGGAGCGCUUGGCACGGGAGAAGAUCGCCACUCAGCAAAGACUCGCCGAGCUGAAGAAUGAGCUGAGCCAGUGUAUAGACAUCAUGGAGAUCGACAGGAUACUCCGACAGACUGUUCAACCGGAAGAUGAUCAGGCCUCCACAUCAACAGCAUCAGAGGGUGAAGACAACUUCGACCAAGAUGUAGAUGAUGACAUGCUCUCCUCCCCGCCCUCGUCUUCUGCGGCCAAACCGUCUGCACCGGCGCUGUCAGAGCCCCGCGCUGCCAUGCCUCCACCCUCCAUUCUCACCACGCAUAUCGCCAUACAUCACAAACCCACCACACCACCCAAUCAACCCCAGCCCACCGUGGUCACCCCUCAAGCCAUCGCCCCUGCGCCCCCUUCCCACAUCGUUUCCCCUCCUCAGCCAACGGUCAUCACCCACGCAUCCGUAUCGCAUGCGUCCGUCAUCCAAGCUGUCAACCACGUCAUCCCAGCUGGGCCCAAACAUCUGGCGCACAUUGCGCCCUCUAGUGGCGGCCAACCUAUCGGACACAUCACCGUGCAUCCUGUGGCCCACCUCCCCGCCGCAAUCUACCCGCAGUCGGUGACCGUCUCGCAGGCGACGAUGGUGGGCCACAUCACACACACGUUGGCGCACCACCCUCACACUCACGCCCAUGUAAAUGGCACGCCGGUCACAGGCCAGCAAGCCACCAUGGUGGGGAAGCCAACGGCUGUGGUCGCUCACCAUCACACCGGGCUGGUGGGCCAGACGGUGCUCAAUCCGGUGACUAUGGUGACUGUUCCUCCUUUUCCCGUCAGCACACUAAAGCUGGCCUGAAGAAAAGAGAGGCUGCACAGAACGACUUCCAUGAAUGGAGAGCAAGAGAGACUAAAGACGAAGAGCUUAAAGGACGACUAGAUCCUGUUCAGAAAAUCACUACUGUCGCUCCUGCACGCUGGGACCUUGUCAGGAUCAGAGCGUGUCCUCUUUCGCUUGUAGAAGGGGCUUGCGUGUCUUUUGCCAUGCAGCGCUGGAAUGAAAUUUGUGUAAUGCACUUGCUUAACUAAAUCUGAAGACAUUGGUCAGUCUUUAGUAAUGUGAGAGUGCUAAACAAAUCAGUUCUUCUCUUUCCCUCAUGUCCUUCUUUCUUGUGUGCAAAUUAUCUCACACUUUACAUUCACUUACCAAAAAAACUCUUUAUUUAAAAAAAACGAGUGCUUAAAGGUCAGUACUGAAAGCAUGCAGACAAACGUUUACUGUGUAACUAUAUUUAAGGGUCUUUUAAAACUCUUCAUACGGGGCUUUUGACUAAAACAAACAAACAAACAGGUACAUCCAGACUGAGGACAGGUUUCUCAGUGUCUUUGUACUUGCGAGCAAAUGUAAGUAAGUGCCUCAGUCCCAAUUCAAGCCCAGUGGCGCCACCUGCUGCCUACGCAGUGCAACAACAACACUGCUGAAUAUGAAGCGCAUGCGCAUUAGACUGCCAGGACCUGACCUACAAUCACAGACACCGCAAUUAAAGUCUUAAAAAAAGUGUCCGAGCGAAUGGGUUGUUAGUAAACUCAAUUAAUAUACAAGUCAACAUCUAAAAAACACAUGUAUUUUAAAGUACAUUUAUAAAAAGUGCUCAGAUAUUUAACUUAAUAAUACUUCGUUAUACUUGAUUAACGUUUCAAAUGAUUAAAAACGUUACUUACGGCGUGUGAUAGUCGGGCAUUAGUCAAAUCAGCAGUUACUGAUGUUCUCGUGCUUGUAGCAAGCAAAAGGAUGAAAAACGUCGAAAGAAGUCUUAAAAUAGUUAACGUGAAUGAAUCUCUGGCGCCUCACCGCGCGCGGGCGCACGUUCCUCGGUGGCGUCAUCGGUGCUGUUGUGUGUCCAUUCUACGGUCAUCGGCGCACAGUCACAGUCGUGAAAUAAUCGCUUGUUAAUAAGCAUUUUAGGAGGUUAAAACAUGCUGUUUUCGGUUUCACUGACAUCAAUAGCAGUGCUUCUCUUAAACCGGCCUGUCAUUCUCAAUGCACUCGCUUGAUUGACCCCGCACAGUUAACCCAUGUGAACCUAAUGGUUUUCUGUCGAUGGUUAGGUACACCACGUUGUUUUCUUUUUUACUGUCACUUUCAAACGGAACACUGUGAUUCAUGCUCUUAACAUCCUCUUUCUGCUGCAAAAAAAAUUGAGGUUUGAAUUUUCUGUUUGACUUCCUUUUAAUUUUGGGGGGGAUGUGAAGAUGGAAUAAUACAUGCUGUGCUUCACACUCAAAAAACACAAAAAAUAGCCUAAACUUUGUGAAAUUACUAGUGUGUUUCGUUUUCCAUUUUUUUAAAUAUAUGUGUAUGGAUGUAUGUAUAUUUGUGAGGUAUGUGCAUGCAUUCACAUACGUGUAUGUAUUUUAGGAUUAUACUGAUGCCUGGUUUUGCAUGUAGAUUGCUGUUUUUGUUUGUUUGUUUAAAUGUUAAUCCCUCCCCUUUUUUCAUUUUUUUUGGGACCAUGUAUCAUUCUGUAUGAUGUGGGCGGGACCGUUAGACCUCAUUCUACAUUGAUAUUAUAUAUGAAUAUAUGAAAACUGUGCAUUUUUCCCUAUGGAGAAAGUUUAAGUUAUAUAUCGCCUGUACAUUUUGGGCUGCAUUAAGAUCGAAUUGUCCACCAUGUUUAACUAAAAUAGUAAUAAAACGUAUUAAAAUAUGCUAGAUUACUAAAAAACAAAACAAAACAAAAACAUUGACGAUUCAUAAUAAAUCUUAUGACAUUUACAA